GUCGAGAUUCCGUUUCCGGUUCCGCUCCUUCGCGUUCUCUCCCGACAGUCAGAGUCAGAAUCGCACCGGGAGUAAGCCGGAGACAGUGACGACAUGGGAGUGAAGAACUUGUGGGAUAUCUUGGAAUCAUGCAAGAAGACUCUCCCGCUUCACCAUCUUCAGAACAAGAGGUUGUGUAUAGAUCUCUCAUGUUGGAUGGUGCAACUUCAGAACGUGAGCAAGUCCCACAAUUGUAUGCGGGAGAAGGUUUACCUCAAAGGCCUCUUUCACCGCCUUCGAACUCUCAUUGCCCUCAACUGCAGCCUUAUCUUUGUCACUGAUGGAGCAAUUCCGGCCAUCAAGCUAUCUACUUAUCGGCGGCGAUUGAAUUCGGGAAAUGAGGUUUAUCGAGAUGACAAGAAUUUGCAGAAUGCAUCUUCACUGCGUAGAAACACGGGCUCCGUGUUUUCUUGCAUGAUCAAAGAGGCGAAAAUGUUGGGCCUGGCGCUCGGGAUCCCUUGCUUAGACGGGAUAGAAGAGGCUGAAGCCCAGUGUGCUCUAUUAAAUUCAGAAUCGCUUUGUGAUGGCUGUUUUACAUUGGAUUCGGACAUAUUCCUGUUCGGUGCGAAGACAGUUUAUAGGGACAUUUGCCUUGGGGAUGGUGGUUAUGUUGUUUGCUAUGAAAUGGCAGACAUAGAGAGGCAGCUUGGGUUUGGGAGGAACUCAUUGAUUGCCCUGGCGUUGCUUCUUGGGAGCGACUACUCUCACGGAGUUCAUGGAUUUGGUCAGGAGUCCGCAUGUCAGAUUGUAAAAUCAGCGGGUGAUGACUUAGUACUUCAAAGGAUCACACAUGGGGGCUUGCCCUUUCUAAAGAAGACAAAAGGGUCAAAGAAACAGGGGAGGCCACCGAAGCCCAAUGACAAGGAAAACUUGCUUGAUAACGAGUUACCCAUUAGUGGUGGUGACCAUAAAUUCGAAGAGGAUAAACAAUUCUUGCCAGUAAUUGAUGCAUAUACGAAGCCAAAGUGUCACUUGGCAGAUUCAGAUGCUGUUCAUAGGGUUCUUGCUCAACACCGAUUUGACCGGGCCAAACUUCAUCAGAUAUGUGCACAGUUUUUUGAGUGGCCUCCAGAAAAAACAGAUGAAUACGUCCUUCCGAAGAUUGCUGAAAGGGAUCUGCGGAGAUACGCCUAUCUGCGAUCAAAAUCAUCAGCGCUCGGACUUGAGCUUCCAAUACACCAGAUUCCAGUAAAGUGCCCAGUGUCGAGAAUCAUCAAGCCUAGAAAAGUUCAGGGAAGAGAGUGCUUUGAAGUUUCGUGGGAAGGCCUCGAAGGACUAGAAAUGACUGUAGUGCCUGCAGAUCUCCUAGAGAGUGGUUGUCCCGAAAAGAUACGUGAGUUUGAGGAAAGUGUUGCUCAACGAAAGAAACAGCGAAAUCCAAAAACUAGACAGAGAAAACCAAAGAGCGGACAAUCAGUGGCUGAAAUUGAUCUUAAGCUUCAAAAUCUGUUGCUCGAUAAUGACUUGGAAGGGAAUACCAAUACAAAUCCUAGUCCUCCCCCUCCAAGAGCCAUGCCAGUGCUGGAGAGCAGAAGUUUCCCGAUAGAAAUAGAUCUAUCAGGUGCUACUUCAUCAGGCUUUCCAGCGGUACCUAGUACUUCUGGUUUCGAGGUCAUCGAUCUUUUGAGUCCAUCUCCAGCAAUUUGCACCCGACCUGUUUCUAAGUGUAGAGAAGUUAGACAUCAUCAGAUUGAUGUUAUUGAUCUGAGUGAGUCAGACAAUGAUGCUUCUCCCGAGCAUACGAGGAAGGCAAGAGAGUUGAGAUUAUUUAUCGCAGGCAUUAGGGAUGAUGUCGAUUGAGAGAAUUGCAUGUACUGAUAGAGAAAUUGAUUUGUAUGUAUGUCGUGAUUUCUCAUUUAUGUGUUGAGUAUCUUCUUUUCGUUCUUAA
Punica granatum (pomegranate) is the source of this 1927-nucleotide messenger RNA. The record is from RefSeq and is a predicted model, not a curated record. Lineage: Eukaryota; Viridiplantae; Streptophyta; Magnoliopsida; Myrtales; Lythraceae.